GCGGAAGUGCAGAGAACUGCGCGUGCAUGUAUGUGUGUACAGAAAUAAUGACGCGUAUAAAACUCUCCCGCACUUUCCCGUUAAAUCGUAUCUGUCUGCUCUUUUAAAUGUGUACGGUUUGUGUUAUUUCUUAGGUUUGUGUUAUGUGUCGAAAUUGCGUGUUUUGUUUAGAGAGGCAGAGGACAGCUGCAGCUUUUACACAUCAGCACAUCAGCUGUUUCUGCACAACAUUAUAAAGAUGAGCCACGAGCACAGUAAAUGAUCUGUUUGACAGCCAUCUACAAGCAACAUCAUGAAUUUGGUCCGUCUUGUGUGUCGCCAUAAGACAGCCCUGGCCUUAACUUUCCUAUUCCUGUUUGCCGUCGUCCUCAUUUUCCUCGCCAAAUGUACAUCCGAGACGCUCAAAUCACCUGAUUCUCCAGGAAUUGCACCACGGGCUGAGUCACGACAGAAGCAUACUGCAGGGUCUUCUCAUGCCAAAGACCUCUCAGCGUUCCUGGUGGUUCUCAUCACCACGGGCCCGAAGUACACCGAACGUCGCAGUAUAAUCCGGAGCACCUGGCUGACCAAGCACGAUCCCGAUGUGCUCUAUUGGUUCGUCAUCGGUACCGAGGGUCUACCGGCUGAGGACCUCCAAAACCUUGAAACCGAGCAGGUCCGUCACCACGACCUCCUCUUGCUCCCCGACCUCCGGGAUUCUUACGAGAACCUUACGCAGAAGCUGCUACACAUGUACUCGUGGUUGGACCAAAACGUGGACUUCAGGUUCGUCCUGAAGGCUGAUGACGACACCUUCGCUCGUUUGGAUCUUCUCAAGGAGGAGUUGAAGACAAAGGAACCCAGCCGCCUCUACUGGGGUUUCUUCUCCGGUCGCGGGAGAGUGAAAACGGCCGGGAAAUGGAAGGAAAGUGCCUGGGAGCUGUGUGAUUACUACUUACCCUACGCUUUGGGUGGGGGUUACAUACUGUCUUCUGACCUCGUGCACUACGUUCGGCUGAAUGUGGGGUUUCUGAAGACGUGGCAGAGCGAGGAUGUGUCUUUGGGGGCGUGGUUGGCCCCUGUAGACGUAAAACGAGUUCACGAUCCACGUUUUGAUACGGAGUACAAGUCGCGUGGAUGCAGCAAUAAGUAUCUGGUCACUCACAAGCAAAGUUUAGAGGACAUGUUGGAGAAACAUCAGACGUUACAGAGGGAUGGGCGUCUGUGCAAGGAGGAAGUCAAACUGAGGCUCUCCUAUAUUUACGACUGGGGCGUUCCACCUUCCCAGUGUUGCCAGCGCAAAGAUGGCAUCCCGUGAUCUUAACCAUUAUCAGUUGCUAUUUAUUUAUUUAUUAUCAAUGUUGUGUUUGUUGACCUGAAAUUGUACCUUUUGAAAAGGAUAUUUUAACGUGUUAUGGUUGGAGAAUGGUGUAUGUGAGAUGUUUUACGCUGCCUAUGAGGUCAGUUUACUGUUUGUGGCAUUGAAUGACUCUUAAGAUUUUGGCUUAAGUGGUCUCUGUGAUCACAUUUUUUUUUUUGCUGUAUUGUCUGCCUAAACUUUAUUCUUCGUGUGAUGUCCACUGAUUGAAUUUCAUUGUCUGUACAUUGUACUUUUAUAUACACGUGAAUAGAAAAUUGAACAAGGGGGAAAAAGCAAGAAAGAAGAUGUUUAUUUUCAGGACAGAUAAUAAAGUUAUUGGAUGAAACACAUUUUUUAUUACAAUGGAAACUUAAAAGAUAUAGCAUUAAAAUAAAAGCAUUAAAUAGUGAUAACACAUACAUGUCAAUGAGUCUUUAUGGCAGCAUUUAGUGCGUUUAUCACUGAAUUGAAUGAUCUCGAAACUUUUAUCAAAGGGGAUAUAUCAUGAAAAUCUGACUUUUUUCAUGUUUAAGUGCUAUAAUUGGGUUCCCAGUGCUUUUAUCAACCUAGAAAAUGUGAUAAAGAUCAACCCAGUAACUUAGUUUUAGUAAACCAUUCUUUGCAAGCAUGUGAAAAAAUAGCUAAUUGAAAUGUGGCUCCCCUUGUGAUGUCAGAAGGGGAUAAUACCACCCGUUAAUCCUCACAGCACUGCCAUUUAGUGCAGGGAUCAGCUCAUUUGCAUUUUAAAGAAAACACCCCAAAACGGCACAUUUUUGCUCACACCUACAAAGUGACAAUUUUAACAAGUUAUAAUAAAUUAUCUAUAUGGUAUUUUGAGCUAAAACUUCACAUACAUACUCUGGGGACACCAAAGAUUUAUUGGACAUCUUUAAAAAGUCUUGUGAAAUGUCUCCUUUAAAUGUUUCUUUUGUGUUGUUUCUAUGCUGCAUUCAUUUCUACAUUAUUAAUAUGGCCCGAAAGAAAAGAUUUGUUGCAUAAUUUAAAUCUGCAGGGACCUGGCAAUACUAUGUAAGAUUUGUCAUAUUCUUGGUGGUCACAAUAGAUAAUUUUGUGAUACUUGACCUUGAGUGUAUUCAUUCAAAACUGACAUCACAGUCUUUUACCUGCUUGUUUUUUAUGCACCUGUGCCAGCGCUUUGUAUUUUAUAUUGUAAUGUACUGUAACGUUUUAGUAUGUAUUGUGACAUGAAUUAAAACGUGUUCCUGUACCUCAGUUGGUAGAGCAUUGCGUUAGCAGCGCAGAAGGGUUUGGGUUCGAUUCCCAGGGAACACACAUACUGAUAUACUGAUAAAAAGUUGUAUAGAUUGAAUACAAUUCAAGUCACAUUGGAUAAAAGCAUCAGUCGAAUGCAUAAAUGUAACAUGCUAGUUUUGGAUUGUGUCCGCUUAGAAAAAUGGGUGUUGGCCCAAUGCUACAUCUUGGCAUUCAAAUAUUUUUUACAGUAUUGUAAGGUCAGGAAAUACUUGCACAGCUUCAGUAUUGUUAUUUAUGGGCGAUGUUGAAAGAAAACCAAAAUCAAAUCAGCAAAAUAUCAAAAUAAAAAUAUGGGGGGGUUAAGCAACCCAGCAUAGGUUAAAUUACAACCCAGGUUACGUUUGUCUUACUGUUAGUACGAAUAAAAUAUC
This is a messenger RNA of Paramisgurnus dabryanus, 2985 nucleotides long. It is a transcript of the gene b3galt6, whose product is annotated as UDP-Gal:betaGal beta 1,3-galactosyltransferase polypeptide 6. Gene Ontology annotation, cellular component: Golgi membrane. The record is from RefSeq and is a predicted model, not a curated record. Gene Ontology annotation, molecular function: galactosylxylosylprotein 3-beta-galactosyltransferase activity. Lineage: Eukaryota; Metazoa; Chordata; Actinopteri; Cypriniformes; Cobitidae. Gene Ontology annotation, biological process: glycosaminoglycan biosynthetic process; protein O-linked glycosylation.